Miniopterus natalensis is the source of this 2518-nucleotide messenger RNA. It is a transcript of the gene MYCT1, whose product is annotated as MYC target 1. Gene Ontology annotation, cellular component: nucleoplasm. The record is from RefSeq and is a predicted model, not a curated record. Lineage: Eukaryota; Metazoa; Chordata; Mammalia; Chiroptera; Miniopteridae.
AUGCAAACACGAGUAUAUGAGGGGUUGUGUGAAAAUUCUUUUUCUGCGGCCGACCCACAAAGGCCUAGAAUCAAAGUGCUUCUUUCGGACAAACUGGCUUUUCCCCUUCUCUUUCUCUCCUCUCUUCUGCUUGUGGAUAUUAUGGCUAAUAACACAACAAGUUUAGGGAGUCCAUGGCCAGAACACUUUUGGGAGGAUCUCCUAACGUCCUUCACAGUGUCCAUCGCAAUCGGGCUGGUCAUUGGAGGGAUUAUUUGGGCCCUGUUCGUUUGUCUGUCUCGGAGAAGAGCCAGCGCCCGCAUCUCACACUGGAGCUCGGCUCGGCGAUCCAGGUCCUCCUACUCUCAGGGCCUCAGCAGGCCUGGGUUUUACCGCCACAGCGGCUACGAGCGCAGAAGCAACCUCAGCCUGGCCAGCCUCACCUUCCAGCGACAGGCCUCCCUGGAACAGGGAAAUUCCUUUCCAAGGAAAUCCAGCUUCCGGGCUUCGACUUUCCACCCAUUUCUUCAAAGUCCCCCCCUUCCCGUGGAAACGGACAGCCACGUGAUGACCCUCCCUGCUGCCUCCUCGCCCACCGUCCACGCUUCUCACAGCCCGGGCCGCCCCGACUUCCACUGGUCCAGCAGCAGCCUGCCAGUGGGCCUGUCGCCACCGCCACCGCCCACCUACGAGUCCAUCAUAAAGGCGUUCCCAGACUUCUGAAGGGGGCUUCUACUUUUAACGUGUUUCUUUCUUUCCUCGCCUUUUCUUGAAAGGAAGUCAUAGAUAGAUUAACCAGAAUUUUGAGGACAGGGCCCCAACCACCAGUGAACUCCCAAACUUAAAAAUGCUCAUGCAAGUUGGACAUUACAAUGCACAUUUCCUUGGAAGCCGUUUUUCCUUGCCUCACAAAGAAGUAAUAUUUUCCCGAAUAGUUCUAUAUUUAUGUAUUUUGUAUUCAAUGUGAGGAUUAUUAAAGGUAGUGAUUCUAACCAAAGAACCACAAAUAAAAACAAGGUAUUUGUGGUUUACAAUCCCCAUUCACUGUCCAAUGUGAUUACACAGGGGAAAAAAAUCAGUGUGCCUUAACAUUUUUUCUAGCCUAAGGAAUUUUAAUUUUAUUUUCUUUGGAAUAACAAGUGAACAGUUUUACAAUCUUGGAUUUUUAAUGAAUUAUAUGGGCACAAGAUGGCAGAACAUAGAUGAUUCUAAAGUUCCUUGAUUCCUCUCACUUAUGAAAAGUAUGGGAACCAAGCAAAGGAAGCUGAACGCUGUGGGUAUUAGAGGAUACUUCAAUCUGGACACUUAUUUUUGUGCUUUUCCUAAGAAUAGUUACCCACAUCAUUGAGGCAGAAUCCUUGGAUAACUUUCUUCACUGUUGUAGUUACGUUUUUAGAAAAACAACCACCACAAAUACAAUUGAUUUAACCUAAAAACAAACUUUAACACUGAACUUACAUUUUUCUUAAGGGAUACAUUUUAUUUCUUAGGUUUAAAUCUAGUCAUUGGAAAAGCACUUUAUGUAGGCACCUUCUCCUGUACCUUCACAGACAAAUAAGUAGGGUCAGUGGGGACAAAGUCUCUCAUUGAAACAGAUGUUAUACCCAUGAAGAAUUCUCCUUCCUGGGCUGAUUCGUCAGGCAUUAUGGGUCGUUUGGAUCUCUAUGAAUUUCAGCCUCAGACUCUGCGAAGAGUCUUUAUACAAGGAUUAAACCAUGCCAUAAGUCCUUGGUGCAACCAGUUAUUUAAGGUGUUCAUUUCCAUGGACGGCCAUUCUCUUAAAGAAAGGUACAUCCCCAAAUGUGGGUACCAAAGAGCUUCAGUGACCAGAUGCCUGUGGCUGUCCUUUUUUCAUGUAAGAGCACAAGUUCACUGGAUAAUUACCCCAAAGGCCUGUGGUUUAUUUCUGAUUCAGUGAAUAUUUAGCUUAUGUUGCUGUUUGUUCAUACGAACAUUGAGAUUUUUGGUGAAGAUAAAUGUACUCUCAUUAUAGUUUCUGCAAUGGUCCCAGCUAAGAGUGUCUAAAUGUGGCUCAAGACUGUAAUAAUUUUUAUAUAAUAAGAUAUUGUGUAUAGUAUUUUCUUUAUUAUUUGCAUUUAGCUUAUAUUUUUACUGUUCCUCAAGGAUAAUUAUUCUUAAUGAUGUCUACAGAUAGGUGCUCUUUAAUGCAAUAUACCAGAAAGAGAGAAAGAAAGAACUCAUAGGAUAACCAAUUUGUUCUAUGUUGUUUUUUAAACAAAUUUAGCAGUCGUCAUAUAGCCACAUAAGUUUUCAAGAGAUCAUUAAGUUAGUAAAAAAGCUAUCUUGCUUAUCAAAUGCCAUCCUUAUUGUUUAACAGGAGAAGGUAAACAGAUUUUAUAUUGGGAGUAAAAGCUGUUUUAUAUCUCAUAAAUUAGAAAAUGAAAGACAUCCUCUGAUGUAUUUAACCAUCUGGGAGAAUUGUCUCCUCCCUCCCCAAGUUAUGAAACAAUCAAAAUGAGAGCCUUGUAAAUAUUGUGCAAUGUAUGAAAUGUGAAAUUAAAGCUAAACCUGGAGACCA